This is a messenger RNA of Suillus discolor, 183 nucleotides long. RefSeq lists its product as uncharacterized. The annotation marks the transcript as partial. The transcript is spliced from 2 exons. NCBI's taxonomy places the organism in Eukaryota, Fungi, Basidiomycota, Agaricomycetes, Boletales, Suillaceae. The record is from RefSeq and is a predicted model, not a curated record.
CUCUGCAAACCGACACUUGAGCAACUCAACAAGAUUAUGGACAGGUUUGUGAGCGAAAUGAUUCAGCCAUAUUCUGUAUCGAAUAUACGGACACCGCGACACGAGCACAAGUUUCCUGUUGACUCUGUUGUCAAUACUGAGGUGUCCGAUUCACCUGCCAGCCGCAAGCUCGAGGGACUUGCA